AUGUGCUUGGGCAUGUACAGAAGGCAUAAGUGGCUUUGGGACAAAAUUGUAGAGAAUUGUCCAGAUGUUGUUCCUUACUUAGAAGCAGAGCACAAACAGAUCUGGUCACGUGCUAAGUUCUCAGGAGAAUGCAAGGUUGAUUAUGUCAACAACAACAUAUCAGAAUGCUUCAACAGCUGGAUUAGGGAGACUAAAGGUUUGCCUGUGGAUACUCUUAUGGACACAAUCAGGGGGAUGAUCAUGGAAAAGAUAGCAAUUAGGCAACAUAUAGCUGAGAGACUUGAAGGGCCAAUUCUUCCUAGUGUUAUCAAUGAGCUCAAGAUGAAGAGUAGAAAUUUGAAGUACACGAUCAAGGCGAGUAGUGGGCUAAAGGCCGAGGUAUCUGGAUUGACUAAGGACAACUACCCUUGGAGGCAUGCUGUGGAUCUUGAUAUGAAAACAUGCUCAUGUGGUCAGUGGCAGAUUUCUGGUAAACCUUGCACCCAUGCUAUCUCAUUCAUAGGUUCGCUUAGAAGGGUUAAACUAGAGGACUAUGUGCAUGAUUACUACUCACUUGAGCAUUUCAAGGCUACAUAUCAAUUUGUGGUUAAUCCAAUGGUUGACAAAUCAGAAUGGCGUGUGGGUAAUCCCGGUUUUGAGAUGUUACCUCAAAAGCUAGAAAGGUCUGCUGGUAGGCCAAGAGUGAAAAGGAUCAAGAGUCGAGCUGCAUAA
Molecule: messenger RNA, 711 nt
Organism: Panicum virgatum (switchgrass)
Lineage: Eukaryota; Viridiplantae; Streptophyta; Magnoliopsida; Poales; Poaceae
Exons: 2
Coding region: 1-711 (236 amino acids)
Molecular function (GO): zinc ion binding
Source: RefSeq, a predicted model, not a curated record